Ostrinia furnacalis (Asian corn borer) is the source of this 873-nucleotide messenger RNA. Its product is annotated as cytochrome b5 domain-containing protein 1. The transcript is spliced from 5 exons. The record is from RefSeq and is a predicted model, not a curated record. Bases 34 to 873 code for a protein of 279 amino acids. NCBI's taxonomy places the organism in Eukaryota, Metazoa, Arthropoda, Insecta, Lepidoptera, Crambidae.
ACAGUCCACUUUUGUAAACAUUUACAACAAAACAUGAUAUACACGAAGCAAGAAUGGUAUACUCCAGCCGAGGUGGCCAUCCACAACCGCGCUGGUGACUGCUGGAUAUCUUUGAAUGGGAAGGUCCUGAAUAUGACGCCUUGGCUCACGCAGCAGUUCAAGGUCUGCAAGUGCACUAAAUCCUGCUCCUGCCCCGUCAAGAACUGGUUCUGUGACGACAACUGCGUGGAGUACUGUAACUGCUUCAAGAGAGGGUUUGCCUAUUGCGACGGGAAGAGGCUUGCCGUGAUGAUAGUAGCCUACGCCGGGAAAGACGUUAGCCACUGGUUCAAGGGCGACGAAUGGGUGAAAUACCUGCACCCUGUGACGGGGCUACCCACCACGUACCAGCUCCAUGGCCACGGCCACCGGCAGCCGGUGGUUCCCUCGACGAGAUGGCGCCCGGUUGAGAAGCCGUGGUGGCUGGAUGAGGGGCUGGUGGUGGGGAAGGCUACUGCGAAGACCAGGCCGAUAAGGAUCACUAAUGGGCAUUUCUACUUAUCUUCGCUUGAAAUCGCAGGCAACACCGUAACCCUGGAGGUGUGCUCCGAAGAGACGCUCUACCAGAUCAUGAUGCGCUACCUGCCUCACAACUCGCACAUGCUCUCCUACUCCUGGCGGUACCUGGGCCGGGGACUGUGCCUGACCAAGACCCUGGCGGACAACGGAGUGCCUGAUGAACGGGACCGCUUCAGCGAUGUGGCUCUACCAGAGAACAUGCACAUACCGGCGCUACUCAUCUACUAUAAUGACGACUUGACUGAAGAUUCCCACCGGGAUGACUGCUUCUGCCACGACGAAGGUUGUGUGAAAUGUGAAAAAGUUGAAGUUUGA